Messenger RNA from Hippoglossus stenolepis (Pacific halibut), 1192 nucleotides. RefSeq names its product receptor-transporting protein 3. NCBI's taxonomy places the organism in Eukaryota, Metazoa, Chordata, Actinopteri, Pleuronectiformes, Pleuronectidae. The transcript has 3 exons. Gene Ontology annotation, molecular function: olfactory receptor binding. Gene Ontology annotation, biological process: protein targeting to membrane; protein insertion into membrane. Bases 144 to 686 code for a protein of 180 amino acids. The record is from RefSeq and is a predicted model, not a curated record.
AGUAUCGGCUGAUGAGACACAAUAAAUAGAGGCUGAGUGCAGAGGACAUUACAGACACUGCUGCAGAAGUUGAAGCGUCCUUUCGUCUCAGCUCUGAACCUCCGAGACCAGAAACUCUUCAGAUAUCCCUUCGUCGAGGAACCAUGGCGGGAUCUACAGAAUGGGUUCCAACCUUAUGGCUGGAGACUUUUGACGAGAUGCUGAGUGAUGACAAUGAGCUGGACUAUGGAGACCAGUGGACUCUCAACUUUAACUACAGUCAGGACGACAGUGUCACCAAAGAGCAGAAGAGGAGAGGCUGGAGGGUCUACUGCCACAAGGCCCAUGGAGAUUUCGAGUGUGAAUCCUGCUCCAAGACCUGGCACUCGGCUAAGAUAGUGGUGUUGUUUCGUUACCGGCUGCAGAAUGAUCGGGGGACAGUGAUCAUGCGACCCUUCGGUCAGACCUGUCGCAGCUGCGAAAACGAGCAGUUUGAGCGACCUGGUUUUCCCCAGGAUGAGGUUGAACUUGCUUUUAAUAGGCUGUUUUCCAAAAUCCGGAAGAAUUGCUACGGGGAAGAGUCGGACGAUGAUGAUGGUGACUCAUCGAGAAAAGAAAAGCGGACCAAACCCCAUGAGAGCAGCCUGUGUGAGGCCUGCAAGGCGGGCAUUUGCUCUCAGGCUAAGGACCAGGAGUGUGCGAACUAAACACUCAACAAAUCUCUUCCGACUAUACCUUGAAUAAACAAAAAACACACAAAAAAAACUUUAGUUUAAACAAAAAAAUUAGUAUCACUUAAUUGGCACUUUCUUAUAGCACUUUGUAGUUUGGCUUUCUUGAAGAAAAUGGUACUUUCUUGAUUCUUGUUGUUCUGGUGUAAUCUGUUGUAAGUCGCUUUGGAUAAAAGCGUCAGCUAAAUGAAAUGUAAUGUAAUGUAGAGAGAGAGAGCGUCUUAGUCUUAGGAUGACAGGUGCAGAGACUGACAGUGACAGUUUUGUGCAGGUGCACAUGUUCUUUAUCACAUCAGCAGGAAGUUAUGUUAUUUUUUUUCUUUAGCAUGACAGAUGGGGCAUUGGUCUCGGUGGAUUUUCAUUAACUAUUUAUGUUAAUGGUUUGCUAUGACAUUAAUACAUCAUCAGUCAAAUGUAGCAACAUAUAUAUUAUAAGUGGCAGUUAAAAAGUUGUAAAUAAAGUGUUUUUUUAUUUGGUUUAA